Molecule: messenger RNA, 1821 nt
Organism: Fibroporia radiculosa
Lineage: Eukaryota; Fungi; Basidiomycota; Agaricomycetes; Polyporales; Fibroporiaceae
Exons: 2
Coding region: 1-1821 (606 amino acids)
Molecular function (GO): protein binding
Source: RefSeq, a predicted model, not a curated record
AUGCCGCUGUCGAAAGCACCAGGAGAUGUAUCCCGUAGGCUUGAGUACAGCGUCGCCCCAGAGGCAAUAUCCAGUGCGAACGCAGUAUAUCAAGCACGGAAAAACUUGGAAGACGAGAUUGCAGAUAACCUUCGAGUCGUUGCAAGGCUCCGAUCACGUUUGAACACCCUCACGCCCAUUGCACGCCUUCCUCCGGAGCUUUUAGCUGCCAUCUUCGCCCAUUAUAUUGCCCAAUUUCCAAAAACUGCCAGCACCCACUACUACAAAUGGUUGCAAGUAACGCAUGUUUGCUCGCGGUGGCGCCAUGCUGCCCUUGCAUUCCCCACGCUAUGGGCUCACAUAGUCCUUCCUGCCGAUCCGGAGUGCGUGGACGAGAUGCUACUGCGCUCGGGUGCAGCUCCUCUCUCCGUCAGUGCCAGCUACUCGCGCAUGCGCUGGUCACAAUCAACAGAAGAUCCAGAGUGUCUCGCCCUGACAAUGCACCAUCUGUCGCGUAUACAACACCUAUGGCUUUCGGCCCCUCCACAUAUAUUGGAGUUGCUCUGGGACGAAUCGGAUGACCCAGCCUCUCUGGAAUCGCUCAUGUUAAUCAGCGACACCUUCCCAUUCGACCCUGUACAUGGCCCGGCUUCCCAGCGGUUGACGAUACCUAUCCUUUUCCCGGUUAGCCGAGCACCGCGUCUUCGCAGCCUUGCAGUUCACAACUAUCCCAUCUGCUGGGACACGCUCUCAUCUCUAAGUUCUCUUCGGCAUCUCAAGAUUCGCAACAACAAGCGCGAUCAUGGACCCAUCUUCAUGAGCAAGUUGAUCAGUGAGCUGGAGAAAAUACCCGCAUUAGAGUCCCUCGCGCUCGAUACCAUCUUUCGGACCGACGAGGAAGCCACUGGACGGAUACUCGCCCUAUCCCACCUCCAGUCCCUCGAGCUUGCGGGCGACAUGUCUCGAUGCGUCGACUUCCUCAAUCAUCUCACGCUCCCGUCCAACAUCCGCUUGGUCAUUCGCUGCGACGGGAACGAUGUGCAGGCAUUAUCCCGGGCCCUUGCUGCGAAGGUCUCACAGCCCAAGCGAAAGCCGCUGAAAAGCUUGUAUGUGUACGAACUCGGGGGGGACUUCCACCUUCACGCCUACGAACAUGACCACCGUCAGCUGUUCGCGAGCCUCCGCAGUCCGCGCUCACUAUUUGACGUAGAGGCGCCUAUCUUUGAUGAUGCGGAAAGCACGCUCUCUAUCGUGUGCGCCGGCCGCGGCAUACACAUCACGGCCAUUCUGCUCGCCAUGUGCAAGGCGCUGCCGCUUGCGAACGCCCAGUCCCUGUUUGUGUCGGGCGAGAUGAUGGCGCACGAGCGAAUGUGGCUUGAAACGUUUGGGAAGAUGAAGAACCUCUCCGCAUUGUGGGUGCACGAGGAUGCGGGGACCGUCUCGCUUUCCAAGGCUCUCCUCCGGCGCCAGACCCGGCCACAUGGCAUAUCGAAGGACAGGCCGGAGUCCUACUAUUUCCCCCACCUACGAUUGUUGAAGUUGCACGGUCUCCGCUUUAGGACGGUCGACGAAUACUGGGGCGACGAGUACGGCGCGUUCGCGCUGUCCCUUCUGGAUUGCUUGACGGACCGCGCCAAGCACGGGGCAAAAAUCUCAAAGCUGAUUCUGAAGACCUGUAUCAACAUGGAGAAGGACGACGUCGAGUAUCUUCGGAAACAUGUGGGGUCCGUCAUAUGGGAUCACGUGGAAGAUUAUGAUGAUCGGGUUGAAGAGGACGAUGUAGUCGAUGAGGAUGAAGACGAUGACGAGGAUAACGAUCAAGAUGAUGACAUUCACGAUUGA